CCUCAUAAAUAACAUAACCUUAAAUUAGAAGUCGAAAGAGGAUUCGCAAGAAAUUUUUAUAAUAAUAGUUUUGAUAUUUUUUUACAUUGUUUUCUACAGAAGAUAUCCCUAACAAAUACUGAAAUAAUUCAACAUGGUGACAGCAAUAGGAUUUGAGGGAAGUGCAAAUAAAUUGGGUGUAGGUAUAAUAAAAGAUGGUAAAGUGCUAGCUAACUGUAGAACAACCUACAUCACACCACCAGGUGAAGGGUUUUUGCCCAAAGAAACGGCUCAACACCACAGGGAGAAAGUUAUGUCGAUAUUAAAGCAGUCUUUAACAGAAUCGGGUUUACAACCGGAUGAAAUAGAUGUAGUUUGCUAUACAAAAGGUCCCGGAAUGGGUGCCCCAUUAGCUACGGUUGCAGUUGUUGCGAGAACUGUAGCUCAGUUAUGGAAUAAACCUAUUUUAGGGGUUAAUCACUGUAUUGGCCAUAUUGAAAUGGGAAGGCUCAUCACGGGAGCAAAAAAUCCCACUGUAUUGUACGUCAGUGGAGGCAACACGCAGAUAAUAGCAUACGCCCGAAAACGCUACAGAAUUUUUGGCGAAACCAUAGAUAUUGCAGUCGGCAACUGCUUAGAUAGAUUCGCUAGAGUACUGAAGAUUUCCAAUGACCCCAGUCCUGGGUAUAACGUAGAGCAGCUAGCCAAGAAAGGCUCCAAAUAUGUACAACUUCCGUAUUGCGUGAAAGGGAUGGACGUAAGUUUUUCCGGUAUCUUAACGUUUAUGGAAGAACGAACUAAUAAUCUGUUAAAAUCGGGAUAUACGCCGGAAGACUUGUGUUUCUCGUUACAAGAGAUCAUUUUCGCUAUGCUAGUGGAGACCACGGAGAGGGCGUUGGCACACUGCAAUUCCACGGAAGUGUUAAUAGUCGGAGGGGUCGGGUGUAACCUUCGAUUACAGGAAAUGAUGGGUCAGAUGUGUAAGGAGAGAGGGGCAAAGUUGUUUGCCACCGACGAAAGGUUCUGUAUUGAUAACGGAAUCAUGAUAGCUCACGCCGGAGCCGAGAUGUUUAAGGCGGGGGUGCGGAUGCAGUGGGAAGACUCCUUUAUAACCCAACGGUAUAGAACUGAUGAAGUGGAAACUGUAUGGAGGACAGAUUAAAAAUAAUUAUGUACAUAUUUUGUAAUUUAUAAUUAAUAUAAUUCAUUCGAAUA
Molecule: messenger RNA, 1194 nt
Organism: Anoplophora glabripennis (Asian longhorned beetle)
Lineage: Eukaryota; Metazoa; Arthropoda; Insecta; Coleoptera; Cerambycidae
Gene: Tcs3
Product: probable tRNA N6-adenosine threonylcarbamoyltransferase
Exons: 2
Coding region: 134-1141 (335 amino acids)
Biological process (GO): tRNA threonylcarbamoyladenosine modification
Cellular component (GO): EKC/KEOPS complex; cytoplasm
Source: RefSeq, a predicted model, not a curated record